This is a messenger RNA of Phyllostomus hastatus (greater spear-nosed bat), 7234 nucleotides long. It is a transcript of the gene ZBTB10, whose product is annotated as zinc finger and BTB domain containing 10. Bases 133 to 2727 code for a protein of 864 amino acids. Gene Ontology annotation, molecular function: DNA-binding transcription factor activity, RNA polymerase II-specific; protein binding; RNA polymerase II cis-regulatory region sequence-specific DNA binding. NCBI's taxonomy places the organism in Eukaryota, Metazoa, Chordata, Mammalia, Chiroptera, Phyllostomidae. The record is from RefSeq and is a predicted model, not a curated record. Gene Ontology annotation, biological process: regulation of transcription by RNA polymerase II. The transcript is spliced from 6 exons.
CGGACGGAGCCCGGGCCGGGCGGGAGGGCGAGGUCGGGCUCCGCGAGACCGGAACGCGGGGAGCGCGCGGGACGCAGCCCGAGGCAGGAGCUAGCCGGGCACCGGGAGGAGGAGGCGGCGGCGGCGCGCGCCAUGUCUUUCAGCGAGAUGAACCGCAGGACACUGGCGUUCCGAGGAGGCGGGCUGCUCACCGGCGGCGGUGGCUCAGCGAACAAUAACGCCAGCGGGGAGGCCUCAGCUUGGCCCCAACAGCCCCCACCGCGACAGCUCCCGCUGUCCGCGCCGCAGCACCUCAACGGGCGAGGGGCAGACGAGGAAGUGGAAUUGGAGGGCCCGGAGCCCCAGGACCCGGAGGCCUCCGCCGGCGGGGCCGCCGAGGAAGCACAGGAGCCUCCGCUGCCCCCGGACGCGGGCGGCCCCAGCUCCUUGGGCGGCGGUGCUGGGGGCCCUCUGCUAGCGGAGAGGAACCGUCGGACUCUAGCCUUCCGCGGCGGCGGCGGGGGUCUUGGCAACAAUGGCAGUAGUCGCGGCCGGCCCGACCCCCCGGCGUGGCCCCCGCGACAUUUCAAUGGGCGAGGGCCAGCGGCAGUGGAAUUGGAACUGGACGCGCUGGAGGGGAAGGACCUGAUGCCGGACGGCGCGUCCCUGAGCGACAGCACCGAGGACGACGAGGAGGGGGCGAGCUUGGGCGACGGCAGCGGUGCGGAAGGCGGCUGCAGCGGUAGACGGUCGGGCGGCGAUGGCGGGGACGAAGCGGAGGGAGGCGGCGUGGGGGCCGGUGACGGAGAGACUGUCCAGCACUUCCCGCUAGCGCGGCCCAAGUCCUUGAUGCAGAAGCUCCAGUGCUCCUUCCAGACCGCCUGGCUCAAAGAUUUCCCUUGGCUGCGGUACUGCAAGGAUACCGGCCUGAUGUCUUGCGGCUGGUGCCAGAAGACCCCUGAGGACGGCGGCGGCAGCGGCGACCUUCCGCCCGUGGGGCACGAUGAGCUGUCGCGAGGGACCCGCAAUUACAAGAAGACCCUCCUCCUGAGGCAUCACGUCUCUACCGAGCACAAACUCCACGAAGCCAACGCCCAGGAAUCAGAAAUACCUUCAGAGGAGGGAUACUGUGACUUUAAUAGUAGGCCAAAUGAGAACUCCUAUUGCUAUCAGCUUCUUCGACAACUGAAUGAACAGAGAAAGAAAGGUAUUCUUUGUGAUGUCAGCAUUGUGGUGAGCGGAAAAAUCUUUAAAGCUCAUAAGAACAUCCUGGUUGCAGGCAGCCGUUUCUUUAAGACUUUAUAUUGCUUUUCAAACAAAGAAAGCCCUAACCAAAACAAUACUACCCAUUUAGAUAUUGCUGCAGUUCAAGGUUUUUCAGUCAUCUUGGACUUCUUGUACUCUGGUAACCUGGUGCUCACAAGCCAAAAUGCCAUUGAAGUAAUGACCGUGGCCAGCUAUCUUCAAAUGAGCGAAGUUGUUCAAACUUGCCGAAAUUUCAUUAAAGAUGCCUUAAAUAUAAGCAUUAAGUCAGAAGCCCCAGAGUCUGUAGUUGUGGACUAUAAUAAUAGAAAACCAGUUAAUAGAGAUGGUCUGUCUUCAUCACGGGAUCAAAAAAUAGCCAGUUUUUGGGCAACACGGAAUCUUACCAAUUUGGCAAGUAAUGUGAAAAUUGAAAAUGAUAGUUGUAAUGUCGACGAGGGCCAAAUAGAAAACUACCAAAUGAAUGACAGUAGUUGGGUCCAGGAUGGUUCACCUGAAUUGGCUGAAAAUGAAGCCCAAGGUCAAACAAAAGUGUUCAUUUGGAAUAAUGUGGGCUCCCAGGGAAUUCAAGAAACUGGCAAAACAAGAAGGAAAAACCAAACUACAAAGAGAUUUAUUUAUAAUAUUCCACCUAAUAAUGAAACAAAUGUAGAAGAUUGCUCAGUGAUGCAGCCAUCUGUUGCCUAUCCAGAAGAAGAUUUGUCAUUCAUUAAGGAAGAACCAGAUCUGGAUGGUGCUCUACUCUCAGGGCCAGACUGUGAUAGGAAUGUGAAUGUGAAUGCAAACUUAUUGGCUGAAGCCAGCUUGGGUCAAGAUGGAGGUGAUGUUGGUACCUCACAUGAUUUCAAGUAUGGCCUAAUGCCUGGCCCAUCAAGUGAUUUCAAGUAUGGAUUGCUACCAGGUACUUCAAAUGAUUUCAAAUAUGGAUUGAUACCGGGUGCUUCAAACGAUUUCAAGUAUGGAUUAUUGCCUGAAUCCUGGCCAAAACAAGAAACUUGGGAAAAUGGUGAAUCAUCUCUAAACACGAACAAGUUAAAAUGCCCUCAUUGUACCUAUGUAGCCAAAUACAGAAGAACACUAAAAAGGCAUUUGCUUAUUCAUACGGGAGUCAGAUCCUUUAGCUGUGAUAUUUGUGGAAAACUGUUUACUCGCAGAGAGCAUGUAAAAAGACAUUCCCUGGUGCAUAAAAAGGAUAAAAAAUACAAAUGUAUGGUGUGUAAGAAGAUCUUCAUGUUAGCGGCCAGUGUUGGAAUAAGACAUGGAUCUCGACGCUAUGGUGUUUGUGUAGACUGUGCAGAUAAAUCACAACCAGGAGGGCAAGAAGGUGUAGAUCAGGGACAGGAUACAGAUUUCCCUCGGGAUGAAGAAUACGAGGAGAAUGAAGUAGGAGAAGCUGAUGAAGAGCUGGCUGAUGAUGGAGAAGAUCAGAACGACCCGUCUCGAUGGGAUGAGUCAGGAGAUGUUUGUAUGUCUCUAGAUGAUUAACUGGCCUUCUAUACUCCUCAAGGAUGCUGCAUUUGGACAUAAUAUGAAUCGACAGUUUGAAUUGUUGAACUUGAAGGCUUGCAAAAUAUGGUACAUGCUGGAUGAUAGUUUUGUUGCUGUGAAAACUGUAGGGUCAAAGCCUUAUAGCAAAAAAUUUUUUUUUAUAUUUGCACAGGACUGUACAGCAAACAACCUUGUGGUUGGAUUACAUGGAGUCCCAUAACUUCAGUCAUUUAUCAAAGUAAAAAUAUUUUUUAUUUAUAGGAUAUACAAUACUUCUUUGGGUCUUAUGAAAAUGGAGUACCUGUCCUUGAAAAGCUGACAUUCAUGUACCAGUUUAAUAUGAAUGAAGAAAAUCCAUUUAUGAGAAUACGGUGACAGUUGGCCCAAUUACUCUGUCCAUCAAACCACUCAGGCUAGUUUGUACUAGUAGAGUUUGUUUCUAUUUUUAUUUUUAUUAAUUUUAUUUUUUUAAUACAGAUUUUCAGUGAGGGGCCUUUUCAACCCCAUUGGUUGUACUUUUCUGUAUUUUCCAUUUUAAUUUGCUUCAUAAGUUAAACCAAGUCUCUUCUAGUCUUAGGUAUUUCUUAAUUUUGUGCUGAUGGGUAUGUUUAUAAGAACUGGAGAGGUAAUUUAUUGGAAUGAACUAACUGACUUCCUCCGUUUCCCCUUCCUUUUUGACAUGAAUUUUACUACUUCACAAAUGAAGAAUGAUGUUGCAAAGUUACCAUGGCGAAGUUGGCAAAUACCACUAAAUGAUUAUGGUUUUGAAGUAACUUUCUCCUGCUGCUCCAAUAUGAUAAAUGGUUACUAUAUGAUGUUUUCUGACAUGGUAUUUGGUUUUGGGAAUCUGUUACUUUGGCACUAUUCUAGUUUGCCUCUUUAUUUUUGCCAAUGUGCUAUACCUCAGUCCUAUUUGAAGAGACAGAAUCUAAUUGAAAGAAGAGUCAUAGAAACAAUAAGUAAAAUGAUUUAAGUUUAUCCUCCACGUCCAGUUUGGUUAGCUUGUUAUGCAACAUAAGUGACAUAUCAGGUUUUUACUCUUGUGCCCUUUUAUUAUUAAAAUUAACACAAAAAUUGCAUUCUCUUUUGUUUCAUACUUACUAGGAUAUUGUUUUAAAAUUAUAAAGACAAUUAAUUUUUCACAUUGAUAAAUAGUUUUUCUAAUAGUCACCCAGAUUCAGCAAUUUGCAGAAGUCUUACAAAUAAAAUAUUGAGAGGCUUUACAAUUUAUUAUUAAAUAAAUUUUUCAGGGUACAAGCCGUGAUGUAUUACAAAGUAGAAAUUGUCAGAUUUAUUUAGCCUGAUGAUAGAUGAAUUAGCUGAUUGUAAAACUCACAGCAGCAUUUCACAUAAUUAAUAUUAACAUGCACAACAUUUAUCAGGAACAUAUUGUAUAUUAUAUAAGAGUAAGGGAUAUCAUAUUUUCAGCUUUCUUUUAAAUAGAAAUUGAGUAUAUUUUCCUAUUUUAUAUCAGGUAACUAAAUUAUGCUAGUCAUGUGAGAAAAGUUGCAGAGUACACUUUGACAGACAUAAUUCUUUUGGUGCUCCAUCUGAUCAAAGUUGAAACAUUGAUACAUUUUAAGAGACGAGUUUUCUUGCUGUCUCUGAUUUCAGUAGAAUAAUGGUUAAAUGUUAGACACUGAUGUUUCUGCUUGGAUCAGUCAAAGAUGUAAAGUGUAGCUACAUGGUUAGAUGCAUCUUUCGUUAUCUAAACUUUAUUGUAGUUUCUACGUAAGUGUAAAACUGACAUGCAUAGUUUUGGUUUGAUUUUUGUUUAGGACUGAAGAGUAUAUCUUAUUCUCAGUGUUCUAGAUAAAUGAGUAAAAUGUAGUUCUGGUGGGGUCCAAAGUAGAUGUUUGUUGGGCAAAGAUACUAUGAAUGAAAAAGUAUUUUAAGCAUAAAAUGUUCUGCAUUGUGAAUAUGUAAGUAUAGUAUAAAGAUUUCUUUCAUACCAUUUAUCCCCCCUUUAAAAUAAACCAUAGUUUACAAUUGGUAGAUCUGUCUAUAUAUAAAUAUAUAUUAAAGAGAAAAGAUAUAUAUCUGAAAACCACCCUAAAUCUGCUUUAUUAGAAUACAGUUCACUUAUUGCAUAGAAACUGGACUUGGCUUUACAUUCUUAGUAUUUUUACUUUUCCAUAAGACAUGAACUUAUUCUCUUUAAGCUGAAUUUUCUUUUCCUGCUUAAAUCAUUUAUGUAUAUCUGGUAAAUUAUGACCAAAUUUUUGUUAGAUUGCAUAGAGUAAAUUGAAACACACACUUGGUACACUACGGGAUUGUUUUGCUUUUGUUUGAUUUUAGUUGGAAACAAGGGUUGAUGUAGAUGGCUUGUUACUAUUAAUUUAAAAUAUUCUAUAAUUGUCCAUUACCUUUUAUGUUGUGCUGUGACAGAUUUGGCUAUAUUUUUAGUCAACUGUAAUAUGAUACUUUACAAUUUUGUUUUUAGGAAGGUAAUCCAAAGGAAAAAUGUUUAUACUCUUGAAUAUAUUAGCCUCAGCCUAUAUAAAAAUUUCUUCUUUAAAGUAAACGUUUUGCCAGAAACAGAAUUGACAGAUUUUUCUACUUGCUGACUGCCUAACUUAUUUUGUUCCAUGAUCUUGAGGGACUGCCUUUACCCCUCUAGAUCUUUAAAAAAAAAAAUAGUUUUAGUACUAAGGUAUACUACUGGACGUUUCUAUUUUUUUAAGUAUAUUCUUUUUCUGACUUACAGUACAAUUUCAGGAAGUUGAUAAAUACUAAGAACUUAUGAUUGGUCUCUGAGGUAACAAUGGAAUACUCAUAAUUUUGUCUGUGGAGCCCUGGCAGAAUUAUGUGUUACACGUUUGCUGAAUUUUUCUCUUGUAACUUAUAUUUUAAAUGAAAAAUAUGUUAGAGCUUUUAAUUUUAAUGAAGGGGAAGAGUAUAGACUGUUUCUUUCCUAUUUGCUCUGUAGCAACAGACCCUCUCAUAUAAAUCAAGAUCUUGCAUUAUUUCUUGACCUUCUCAGAGACAGUUACCUCCAUAUAGUCCCCACUUUGUCAUUGUUUUUGGCCCUUGUUUUUCAUAUUCACUACAUGUUUUGCUAAAUUUAAUACCCUAGCUACUAAGCUGAAAGAAGAAGAAACAUAGGAAGGGGAACUGAACAUUCAUGAGUAGCUUUGAAAUUUAGGGGGAAAACACUAGCUGGUUUGGAUAGAGCCAUCCUAAUGAGAAGAGUGAGAUGAAUGAUUAAACUCAUGUGAAGUGCUUUAGAAUGGUACCUGGCAGUUUAAUAAUAGAUGUGAACCAAGAGGAAAAGAAAUGAGAAAGGGGGUAAAGGGGGAAAAGUAAGAGAUGAAAGGAUCAGGGCUUGGAAACUUCUCUUACUACAAUAUGUAAAGGCCUGAAAAUAACUGGAGCAGUAUAAUCAUGGGGACAGUAUGAGGAAUAUGGGUUUUAAAAAUCAUAAAUUUUAAACUUUGAUAAGCUUUAUUUAUAUUUUUAGGACUUUGUCAACAUAGAAUGAAGAGUUUAUUUUUCUGAAUAAUGAUUCCAAAAGCUACCAUUUUUUAGUGCCUACACGUGCCAUUGCGCUUUAUUUUACCUGUUCCCCUCUAAGGUAGGUGCUAUUGUCUCCAUUUGGAGGAAAGGCUCCAGAGCAGCCACCUGCUGUAACUUGCCUAAUGUAACACCGCCACAAGGGGCAGAGCUUGCUUUGAGCAGGUCUCAUCUGAAGCCCAGGCACUUUUUACGGGCUCCAUUGCUGCCUCCUUAAACCAUUUUUGUAGAAUUUCAGCUCUUUAAGGAGUCUUCUAUGGAGACAUAUUUUCUCUUUAAAACAGCUACGUUAGGAAUUGGAGUGUCUAACCCUUUCUCCCCCAAAUAUCCUCAGUGAUAUAGCCCUUGUUUUGUCAUCUGACUACAAAUAAGGUGCCCAACAGUGUGGCACAUGCUAUGAAUUGGCUGUGGCAUUUUCAUUUUUAAAUGGAUGGUUUUUAAAUGAAGAACUAAAUAUGAACCCCAGUUUUUGUGCCGUUCAGUCACCCAGAUCCUUAAACUUAUGAUACAUGCUACAGUAUACAUGCUUAAAACAGGUGAUUUUUCUUAGUCACUUUAGGAUUUAAAAUGGAGAGCUUUGUUCCUGCUGUAUCCCUGCUUUCAAAUGAAGUUGAACAGCUCUAGUUUAAGAUGUGUCAGGGAUAAGCACACAUUAAGCCCUGAAUUUUUUGACAUUGGGUACUUAAAUUUUGGAGUACACUGGCUAUUGAGAACAAAAUUUUGGGUUUAGGAGAGGGAUGGUUGAGGCCAUUAUGAAAUGGGAGAAUCAGCAUUUAAACACUGUAAACAUAAAAAGAACACUUCUGCCUGCUGUUUGUAAAAGCUCUUUGGAAAGAUCUUUUACGAAGACCAAUUUUUAAAUGUAAUUUACCUACCUAGUAUAAGUGUCCUAAGACAUGUAUGUAAACUUCCAAAACUGUUUGUCUGUGUAUUUAGAAAAUACACAAGAAUCUCUAUCAAAUCUAAAAAAUAUAAACUUGUGAGCACUAAA